Messenger RNA from Anas platyrhynchos (mallard), 687 nucleotides. NCBI's taxonomy places the organism in Eukaryota, Metazoa, Chordata, Aves, Anseriformes, Anatidae. The record is from the annotation of a RefSeq genome assembly.
GUGGCCAACCACUCCCAACUAGGAUUCCAAGACGCCUCAUCACCCAUUAUAGAAGAACUCGUUGAAUUCCACGACCACGCUCUGAUUGUUGCCUUAGCUAUCUGCAGCCUAGUCCUAUACCUCUUAGCCCACAUGCUAAUAGAAAAACUAUCAUCCAACGCAGUAGACGCCCAAGAAGUAGAACUAAUCUGAACAAUCCUACCCGCCAUCGUCCUAGUACUCCUCGCCCUCCCAUCCCUACAAAUCCUGUACAUAAUAGACGAAAUCGACGAGCCAGACCUCACACUAAAAGCCAUUGGCCACCAGUGAUACUGAAGCUACGAAUACACAGACUUCAAGGACCUCUCAUUCGACUCCUACAUAAUUCCCACCACAGACCUGCCAAAUGGGCACUUCCGACUCCUAGAAGUUGACCACCGCGUAGUCGUACCCAUAGAAUCACCGAUCCGCGUAAUUAUUACUGCCGGAGACGUACUUCACUCAUGAGCAGUUCCAACGCUCGGAGUUAAAACAGAUGCAAUCCCAGGCCGACUAAACCAAACCUCAUUCAUUACCACCCGGCCUGGGAUUUUCUACGGCCAGUGCUCAGAAAUCUGCGGGGCUAACCACAGCUACAUGCCUAUUGUAGUAGAAUCUACCCCACUCCCAUACUUUGAAGCCUGAUCAUCCCUCCUAUCGUCAUCCUAA